Daphnia magna is the source of this 7342-nucleotide messenger RNA. RefSeq names its product voltage-dependent calcium channel type A subunit alpha-1 (gene cac). The coding region runs from base 394 to 6540 and encodes 2048 amino acids. Gene Ontology annotation, molecular function: high voltage-gated calcium channel activity; calcium ion binding. The transcript has 43 exons. Gene Ontology annotation, biological process: chemical synaptic transmission; calcium ion import across plasma membrane. Gene Ontology annotation, cellular component: membrane; voltage-gated calcium channel complex. The record is from RefSeq and is a predicted model, not a curated record. Lineage: Eukaryota; Metazoa; Arthropoda; Branchiopoda; Diplostraca; Daphniidae.
CACUCUUGCAGUUGCUUUACAGCAUUGCACCGAUUCACUGGCAGCCAUUUCUUGAUGGUGGGAUCGUGUGCACAAACAGAAAAAAAAGUGAAACCUUUUGGAUCGCUGUGUUCAGUAGUGUUCUGCUAACACUGUUUCAGUAUAUCCAUCAGUUUUAUUGUUGUACCUAAGGAAUACUUCAAUCGGAACACAUUAGAGGUGGGCAGCAGCAUAGGAAGCAGCGGCGCAGCAUGCCGAGGAGGAAGUGCGGCGCAAUUGGAGCGAAAGGGUCCUAGGACCCAGUUACUUGCCCGCUGUCUGUGGGCUUCAUCAUCCCGUUCUUCCCUCCUCGUUUGAGGAAGCGAAGCGAACAAGAGAUCUACCGCAGACGGAUCGCCUUUCAAUACAAUUGGAAUGGGAUCAAAAAGACCCAUUUCUAACAUGGCAGCAGCUUCGUCAGGAUCGGGACCCACUUCGCUCUUCAUUCUCACAGAAAAGAACAUCAUUCGUCGCUACACGAGAUUUAUAAUCGAAUGGCCUCCGUUCGAGUAUGCCGUUUUGCUUACCAUCAUAGCCAACUGCGUUGUUUUGGCCCUUGAGGAACAUCUGCCUGGAGGAGACAAAACGCCUUUGGCUCGCAAAUUGGAAAAAACCGAGCCGUAUUUCUUGGGGAUUUUCUGCGUGGAAUCCACGUUAAAAAUAUUAGCGCUUGGCUUCGCCUUGCAUCGAGGCUCAUACUUGAGAAACAUUUGGAACAUGAUGGAUUUCGUCGUCGUCGUCACAGGGUCCAUGACCAUUUUCGCCGAGGCAAAUGUGGAAUUCGAUUUGCGUAUGUUACGGUCCUUUCGUGUGCUGAGGCCUCUCAAAUUGGUCUCUCGCAUUCCUAGUUUACAAGUGGUGCUCAAGUCCAUCAUCAAAGCCAUGGCACCUUUACUUCAAAUCGGACUAUUGGUGCUCUUCGCCAUUGUCAUAUUUGCCAUCAUCGGCCUCGAGUUUUACUCCGGAGCGCUACACAAAACAUGUUACAGCAUCGAAGAUUUGAAUGAGAUCCUGGCGGAAGGCGAGUUGGCCACACCGUGCAACACCGACAACGCAACGCAGGCAGUGGCUGGCAGCUAUAUAUGCGAUUACAAUUCAUCGCUGUGCCUGGAGAAGUGGGAGGGUCCUAAUUUUGGCAUUACAUCCUUUGACAAUAUCGGAUUCGCCAUGUUAACUGUGUUCCAGUGUAUCACUAUGGAGGGUUGGACUUCCAUACUUUAUUGGACCAACGAUGCCCUGGGCAGCUCGUACAACUGGGUGUACUUUGUUCCUCUCAUCGUCAUCGGAUCAUUUUUUAUGCUCAAUCUAGUACUCGGUGUACUUAGCGGGGAAUUUGCCAAGGAGAGGGAGCGCGUAGAAAAUAGGCAAGCUUUCUUGAAAUUGCGCCGUCAGCAACAACUGGAGCGCGAACUCAACGGCUACGUUGAAUGGAUCUGCAAAGCAGAGGAAGUGAUUUUAGCAGAAGAACGAACAACAGAGGAAGAGAAGCUUCACAUCAUGGAAGCCAGGAGAAGAGCAGCGGCGAAGCGGAAAAAGUUGAAGCAUUUGGGUAAGAGCCGAAGCACCGACACUGAAGACGAGGAAAACGAAGACGAACCCGACGAAGUGCCUAAGAAAAAAGGGUUUAAAGGUUUUUCUCGUGCCUCCUAUCUCAAAUCCAAAGUGAAAAACAAAGGAGCCUGCAAGCGAUUUUGGAGAGCCGAAAAGAGAUUGCGGUUUAAAAUCCGGCACACCGUAAAACAGCAGUGGUUUUAUUGGUUUGUCAUUGUUUUGGUGUUUUUCAACACGGUUUGCGUGGCUGUAGAGCACUACAAUCAGCCUCCGUGGCUGACCGAAUUCUUAUAUUACGCUGAAUUUGCCUUCUUGGGUUUGUUCAUGACGGAGAUGUGCAUCAAAAUGUAUGCGCUUGGUCCAAGGAUUUACUUUGAAUCCUCGUUCAACCGGUUUGAUUGCGUUGUCAUCAGCGGUUCGAUCUUCGAAGUGAUCUGGUCCGCAUUCAAAUCGGGUUCUUUUGGUCUCUCUGUGCUGAGAGCUCUUCGGUUACUCCGUGUUUUCAAAGUCACCAAGUAUUGGUCGUCGCUACGAAACUUGGUGAUUUCGUUGCUGAGCUCCAUGCGAUCAAUUCUCUCUCUUCUGUUUCUACUUUUCUUGUUCAUUCUCAUCUUUGCUCUGUUGGGGAUGCAACUGUUUGGCGGCGCUUUUAAUUUCCCCGAAGGCACACCACCAGCAAACUUCAACAGCUUCCCAAUUGCCUUGCUCACCGUUUUCCAGAUUCUAACGGGCGAGGAUUGGAAUGAAGUCAUGUACCAAGGCAUCGAGUCUCAGGGAGGGUCGCGACGGGGAAUGAUCUACUCUCUCUAUUUCAUCAUUCUCGUCCUCUUCGGAAACUACACUCUACUCAACGUCUUCUUGGCCAUUGCUGUUGACAAUUUGGCCAAUGCUCAAGAACUGACGGCCGCUGAGGAAGAACAAGAAGAGGAAGAUAAAGAGAAACAGCAGCAGGAGCUGGAGAAGGAGAUGGAAGCACUUCACAUGGGCAGCGAUGGCUCGCCAAAACUGGACACAACAUCUCCCUCUAAAAAAGGCAAAGGUAAACGGGGGCACAAAUCCGAGGGAAAUGGUGACGCUAAGACUGGAGACAAUGUCGACGACGACGACAUUAUGGGGCCCAAACCAAUGCUGCCUUACUCCUCCAUGUUUAUAUUGUCUCCAACGAAUCCGGUCCGGCGCGCUGCUCACUGGGUGGUGAACCUGCCUUACUUCGAUUUUUUCAUCAUGGUAGUCAUCAGUCUGAGUAGCAUCGCCCUCGCCGCUGAAGAUCCGGUGGAAGAGGGAAGCUUCCGAAACGACAUCCUCAAUUACUUCGAUUACGCAUUUACGGGCGUCUUCACCGUCGAAAUGGUUCUGAAGGUGAUAGAUUCUGGCAUAAUACUUCAUCAAGGCAGCUAUUUGCGAGAGAUUUGGAACGUCAUGGAUGCUGUUGUGGUCAUAUGCGCUGCAGUGUCCUUCACGUUUGACAUGAUGGGAAGCUCGACCGGUCAGAAUUUGAGCACCAUCAAAUCGCUGCGAGUGCUGCGAGUGCUGCGUCCACUCAAAACUAUAAAGCGCGUUCCGAAGCUAAAAGCUGUCUUCGACUGUGUCGUCAAUUCACUGAAGAACGUCUUCAAUAUCCUCAUCGUUUACAUGCUCUUCCAUUUCAUUUUCGCCGUUGUUGCCGUCCAACUGUUCAACGGCAAGUUCUUCUACUGCACAGACGACAGCAAGCACACGCAGGACGAUUGUCAAGGGGACUAUUUCACAUUCGCCUACGAUAAGCGGCCGCCAGAAGUUAAGCGGCGCGAGUGGAAAUCGCAGCUAUUUCACUACGACAACGUCAUGGCAGCCAUGCUAACUCUGUUCGCUGUCCAAACCGGUGAAGGAUGGCCUCAAGUGUUGCAGAAUUCCAUGGCCGCAACGCAAGAGGAUCAUGGUCCCAUCCUUCAUUACCGGAUUGAGAUGUCCAUUUUUUACAUCGUCUACUUCAUCGUUUUCCCUUUCUUUUUCGUCAACAUCUUCGUAGCCCUCAUUAUUAUUACCUUCCAGGAACAGGGUGAAGCAGAACUUCAAGAUGGAGAAAUUGACAAAAAUCAGAAAUCGUGCAUCGAUUUCGCCAUCCAGGCCAAACCGCUGGAGCGCUACAUGCCGAAGGAUCGCGAGAGCUUCAAAUACAAGAUAUGGCGAGUAGUCGUUUCUACUCCGUUCGAGUAUUUCAUCAUGACGCUUAUCGUCCUCAACACGCUCCUGCUAAUGAUGAAGUACUACAAGCAGAGCGUCCUGUACAAGGAGACGCUGCAUUACAUGAAUACAGCCUUCACCGCACUGUUUAGCAUUGAGUGUAUGCUAAAAAUCAUCUCAUUUGGAGUGAGGAAUUUUUUCAAAGAUCCUUGGAACACUUUUGACUUCGUCACCGUCGUCGGCAGUAUUAUUGACGCACUCGUCGUCGAAUUCGGGGAAAACUUCAUCAAUGUUGGCUUUCUACGGUUAUUCCGAGCAGCGCGUUUGAUCAAACUUCUCCGCCAAGGCUAUACGAUUCGUAUUCUUUUGUGGACGUUCGUACAGUCGUUCAAGGCUUUACCGUACGUCUGCUUACUGAUAGCCAUGUUGUUUUUCAUCUAUGCCAUCAUCGGCAUGCAGGUGUUUGGCAACAUAUUGCUGGAACCUGGAACGACGCACAUUCAUCGCCAUAACAAUUUUCGCAGCUUUAUUCAAGGCUUGAUGUUGCUUUUCAGGUGUGCAACAGGAGAAGCUUGGCCCAAUAUCAUGUUGUCAUGCAUCCGCGGGCGCCAGUGCGAUCCAAGAGCUUUAAAAUUCGAGAACGGCCAGGUCAUCGAGGACAAAGAGUGCGGCUCCAAUUUGGCCUAUGCUUACUUCGUCUCUUUUAUCUUCCUUUGUUCAUUUCUGAUGCUGAAUUUAUUCGUAGCCGUCAUUAUGGACAACUUUGAUUACCUUACACGUGACUCUUCCAUUCUUGGUGCACAUCAUUUGGAUGAGUUUAUCCGGAUAUGGGCCGAAUAUGAUCCGAACGCAACUGGAAGAAUUCUUUACACGGAAAUGUUUGACAUGUUGAAAAAUAUGGACCCCCCACUUGGCUUUGGCAACAAGUGUCCCUACCGCCUUGCUUAUAAAAAACUUAUUCGUAUGAACAUGCCAGUAGACGCCGAUGGAAAGGUCCAAUUUACCUCAACGCUGUUUGCCCUCAUCCGCGAAAAUCUCAGCAUUAAAAUGAGACCGGCUGACGAAAUGGACGAAGCGAAUCAAGAGCUGCGCGUGACUAUCAAAAAAAUCUGGCCGUUACAAGCUAAAAAAGUUCUUGACCUAAUCAUUCCACCAGAUAACGAACUAAAUACGGGGAAGUUGACAGUUGGUAAGAUUUAUGGCGGAUUGCUCAUCUUGGAAAACUGGAAAACGACGCGAUUUGGACAAAUUGAAGCCUCUGCAUCAACGAAACAGUCGCUCUUCGAACGGUUAAUGGGAAGUAUGGCCCGCACGGGCAGCAACAAAGGCUCGCUAAGUCACCCUUCUCAUUCCCAUUCUCACCCUAAUUCCAACUCCGGUUCCACCACCUUGGCAAACCACGGCAGUGGCGGACAUCACAAGGAAGAGAAGGAGGCUAUCACGGUAAUCGAUCUAGUACCCGGAGCCCCUGCACCUGAUCGCUUCGCCGCAGUCUUCGCCAGCCAGCCAAAUUCCUCAAGCUCAAACAAGGCCCUUGAAAUCUUGACGGAUCAACUUGAUCACCAACAGGAUUCACGGCCACCGUCGGUUGAAUCCGCAAGCAAGGUGAUGCAUCGGCUCAAGCCGGAAACUGAGGCCGGCGUGCAUACGAAUAGCCGGGCAUGGUCGCCUUCGCCUUGCGCCUUGCGUCGCUCGCAUUCUCCUCAACCUCGUUACAGGAGAGACAUGUCUCCCUUGCCUCCACGUCGGGCUCAUGAUAUCGGCUUCAGCGACGCUGUUUCAGACGUCGUGGACAUCGUCAAGCACGAAACUAGCCGUAGGGGAAGAGCAAGAGCCAAGCUGCGUGGCGAUGAAUACAGCCUUUCUCGGUGCAGAACACCAACGCGUCAGGAGAGGCAUUUACGUUCUCGAAUGAUCCAUCCAUCUAUGGGUCCGGACUACGAAAGUCAUCAUUACCGAUCCGUUUCCAACAGUCCAGACCACUUUAUUGACGAAAGAGUUUCUCCUGUCCCUAGCCCUAUGCCGGCUCGUUUGCCACCGAUACCUGUCAAAAGAGGCUAUCGUUCAGCCACUAAUAGUUUAGAAGAGAAUCCUUCAAGAAGUCCAACGCCGGAGCAUUUUCCCCCUUACAGUAACAACCAUGGUUUGGUGAAAGAGGGUAGUUUGAGUCAGCAUAGUUAUCCAACCCUGCCUCAACGUCGUAGCGGUGGGAGACGACUGCCACCUACACCGAGAAAUCCGUCAACGCUGAAUUUUGGCGUCGCCGGAGCCGUUGUCAUGGCUACUCAACGUUCAACUCGCGAACGGUCCCCUACAUCUGGUAAUUUAGGAGGUGGAGUUAUGGGACCCGGCGGAACCAUUAAUUUUCCCAAACUAAGUCCUUCUCCAACUCACCCUACUCGAACCCAUCAUUUGCCUGCCAUUCCCAGCGGACAAAUGGGCCGAUUGCGGGAUCGCUUACCUCACUUACCAGGAGCCUCGUCACACCAGAGAUCUAGUAAUUGUGGGGUACCGCUUAACAAUGACGACGAAGAGGACUACAUGCCACCGCCCCGUUUAGAACCACUCAGUUUCGAACAGGCCCUCGCCAUGGGACGUGGCGUAGGUGGGGUUGCUCGACAACUGCCAUCACCUAUGCCAAAUGGCUAUAAGCCUGGCCAGUGCAGCACCAUUGAUCCCCCGUUAGCGCCGAGUGAUCGCAGACUAGCUGAUCGUCCCCCAGUGGCACAGAGGUCUCUAUCCAAUCGAACCCUCCAGCAUCAUGCCGUGGAGGGACGCAGUGAUUCAGACGAGGAUGAUUGGUGUUAAAAGUAGGCCAUUAUGUGAAAUCAAACAAGGUCUCGAUAAUCGAUCGGGUUCUGGUCCUCAAGUCACACACUGAUUGUUUCCUCUGCGCUUCAACCCCUCGCCUCAAUCCAAUUCUCCAAUCUUAUUCAAUUGGUCCACAGCGACCCCCUAUCCGACUCGGUUACAGCUAAAUGAUAGCGUGACCCUGUCAAGAGUCUGUGCCUAACCAAACCCCCAUCGCCUGAUAAACUUGAGGCCAAUAUGUCUUUUCCGUUGGUUGCGUCAGAGCUGGUGCGUUUGUAUCGGUCAGUCAUUUAUAAAGUGUUUGUGUGCUUUAAACGAGAGUAUUACGCCAAAAUUUAUUGACACUUUACCUUGUGACCUUCUCCCUUUUGUUCAGUCUUCAGCAUUUUCUUCUAUAAUUACCUUUCCAUCUCUCUCUUUUUAUCUCUUUGUAUCUCUCUUUUUCUCUCUAUCUCUCCCUGUUUGAUAUUUACCUCUGGUAAAUGGCAAUGUAAGAAUUUACCCCCAAAUUCUACGGACCAACAUCUUGCAUGUAACUCCGACUAUUAUGUAUAAAUAGUAAUUUCUCUUUUGAGCCAUUUUUUAAAAUAAUUACAUACCCUGCCACUCAUCCCACCACUGGAUUAGCUUUUUUUUUUUUUCCUUUUUUCCAAGGAUAUUCUCCCAUCCAAUUUGUCGAUGUUUCUUCUCCGUUUCCGCAUUAGAACUCAUAUCUUUAAAACACAGUCAUAACUUCAUGCAAGUUGCCACGAUCUGCUCUUUCGGUGGUUGGAUAUGUACCAUACAUUGAAUUUUUAGA